AUGAACCUCUUGCUGUUAUUUGACUCGAUUUGCAUUUUUCUGAUUUCCCAAGCAUUUGUGUCAUGGAGCAUACAAGAACUACACAUCAGUCAGGAAAGGGUGGAGAAAAUUUCAGCUGCUGGCCAGUUAAUGAAUUGCUCCGCCCCAGUGGACAUCUUGUUUCUGUUAGAUGGUACCUAUAGUAUUGGCAAAGGAAGCUUUGAAAGGUCAAAGUACUUAGCCAUGAAGCUUUGUGAUGCCUUGGACAUCAGUCCAGAGAAGGUCAGAGUGGGAGCCAUACAGUUCAGCAAUACUCCUCACUUAGAAUUUCCCCUGGAUGUGUACUUCACCAAGCAGGAGAUAAAAGACAGACUCAAGAAGAUUAUGUUCAAAGGUGGGAGAACAGAAACAAGUCGUGCUCUGAAGUUUAUUCUUCACAAAGGAUUCUGUGGGGGCAGAAACUUGUCAGUACCGCAAAUCCUCAUUAUCCUGACUGAUGGGAAAUCUCAAGGCAGUGUAACAAUACCAGCGAAGCAGCUAAAAGAAAAAGGGAUUGUUGUCUUUGCAGUGGGAAUCAACUUCCCAAGAUGGGAAGAACUGCAUACACUAGCCAGCGAGCCAACAGACUGGCACGUACUCUUUGCUGAAGACACUGAAGAUGCUGCCAAUGGCUUCUAUACCACUCUUACUGGUUCCACAAUUUGCAGUGCGGCAUUUCCAGGUUGCAGGGUUGAAUCUCAUUCUUGCGAACGCAAAACACUUGAAAGAGAAAAGGUGCUGAUUGGAAACUAUUUCUGUUGGAAGGGAUCAAAGAACGGUAAUACUGUGCAUGCAUCAUUCUGCCCUUUUUACAAGUGGAGGGACAUUUUCAUUAAGCAUCCAUCUAGAUGUUAUCGUACCGUGUGCCCAGAUCCUUGUGGUUCCCAUCCUUGCCAGAAUGGAGGUACAUGCAUUCAACAGGGGUUAGAAGGCUACCAGUGUGUUUGCCCAAUAGGAUUUGGAGGAGAUGCCAAUUGUGCACCUAAGCUGAGUCUAGAAUGCAGCGUGGAUCUUCUUUUUCUGGUGGACAGUUCAUCCAGCACCACCCUUGAAGGAUUCUUGCGUUAUAAAGCUUUCCUGAAAAGAUUUCUCCAAGCUGUGUGGCGUAAAGAGAUUUCAGGAAAUGUGAGUGUGGCCCAAUAUGGCAAUGAUGUCAUGGUGGCUGUCAGAACUGGAGACCAUGCAGAUGUACUCGGUCUGGUGAAGGGCAUUGAUUCCAUGCAAUUCAGUGGAGGAAGCACCUUGACAGGCAAAGCUCUGCAGUAUAUUACACAGAAUGGAUUUAGGAGUGCAGCAGUCUUUGCUGAUGUUCCCGAUGACCUCCCACGUGUGGUUGUCUUGCUCACAGAUGCAAAUGCUCAGGAUUCAGUGGUGGAGGCAGCUGAGGACGCCAGAGGGCUAGUGACUUCUCUCAUUGCAAUUGGCAGUGAAUUUUUGAGGGCAGAGCUAGAUGAAGUUACAGGGAAUCCAAAACAGACAAUUAUCUAUUCAACUCCACAAGAUCUACUCAACAAGAUUCCUGAACUCCAGAAAAAAAUCUGCAGCAUAGAUAGCCAAGGUUGCUCAUCUCAGUCCCUGGAUUUGGUGUUUACUUUAGAUUCCUCAGCAUCAGUUGGAAGAGAGAACUUUGCACAGCUAAAAAACUUUGUGAGUAGCCUCUCGCUCCAGUUUGAUAUCAAUCGGGAUCUGACACAGGUAGGCCUUGUUGUUUAUGGGAAAAGGCCCCACACCACAUUUGGUUUGGACACACACAUAACGAAUUCAGCUGUCUUUGAAGCCAUCAACCAAGCUCCCUUUGUGGGUGGCUCUUCCUCUGUUGGCAGCUCUUUGCUGCAUAUUUUUGAAGAUGUCAUGACCAUCCAAAAAGGAGCAAGGCCUGGCGUGAAGAAGAUCGUGGCAUUGAUCUCAAGUGGGGCUGGAGUCGAGGAUGCCAUAGUUCCAGCCCAGCAGCUACGUAACAACGAUAUAUCACUGCUUGUCAUUGGGAUAGGACAUGUCCGAACAAGCUCACUGCUGAGGAUUGCAGGUUCUCACAAUAAUCUGCUACAGAUUCCCUCUUACAAUGAUCUCAUAAAGAAUGAAGACCUUAUCAUUGCAAGACUAUGUAAUGAGGCUAAGAGGCCAGCGAGCCUCUGCAAACCCAAUCCCUGCAUGAACAAUGGCGUAUGCAUUCCUGAAAAUGGCAGCUACCAGUGUCAAUGCCAAGGCUGGGAAGGACCUCACUGUGAAAAGAGAAUUCAGAGGGGUGACGCUUCUAGAAAACGGAUGCAUUCAGGAAGACUCCAUGUUCAGCAAAACUAUCAUGGUGGGCAGCAGUUAUACAGAACUCCCCAACGUUCAAAAAGGCACAUACAACAGACUCACUGCGGAGGUCAGAGAAUGACUCCUACCUUGAGCUACUGAAAACAUUUGUACGAGGACACUAAGAUCUAGGCAGUCCUUGCAAGCAAUAAUGCUGAUUCAAAGCACAAGAAGUUUGCACAAAAUCACUUCUGGUACACCGGACGAGAUUUGCAAAAGUUAGCAUUUUUACGUUAAAUAUUUAUUAUUGAUAUACAGACACUUUCAGAAUAAGAUCAGCAUCUCUUCUGCACAUUGAGCUUUAUACCUCUGAAUAUUUUGUUUUUCAUAUUGGACUGCAAAUGUUAAAGGACUUUAAGUUGGAUCAGGACUUUUAAGUGAUCUCCAGCCAUACUGGUCACUGGAUGGCCUGGGGCCUUUGCCACAUGUGCAGCCUUGUGCAUGCAGUGCCCAC
Molecule: messenger RNA, 2773 nt
Organism: Gekko japonicus
Lineage: Eukaryota; Metazoa; Chordata; Lepidosauria; Squamata; Gekkonidae
Gene: VWA2
Product: von Willebrand factor A domain containing 2
Exons: 13
Coding region: 1-2421 (806 amino acids)
Biological process (GO): calcium-independent cell-matrix adhesion
Cellular component (GO): basement membrane
Molecular function (GO): calcium ion binding
Source: RefSeq, a predicted model, not a curated record